Molecule: messenger RNA, 279 nt
Organism: Helobdella robusta
Lineage: Eukaryota; Metazoa; Annelida; Clitellata; Rhynchobdellida; Glossiphoniidae
Exons: 1
Coding region: 1-279 (92 amino acids)
Molecular function (GO): protein binding
Source: RefSeq, a predicted model, not a curated record
AUGAACAAGUUUCAAAUUUUUAACUUUUUUCAUCGGGAAAGUAUAACAUUCAUUGUAUUUUUAAAACCACACAAAGAAUGUUCAGUGAAACACGAUUACAAAGCUGUGUACGAUGACGACAUAUCCUUACAUGAGGGAGAAUCCAUUAUUGUGACGGAGACGUUAGAGAAUGGCUGGUGGAGGGGGUACACUCGCUCAAAAGAAGGAUUUUUUCCCGGAAGCUAUGUUCAAGUUAGAUAUGAGCAUUUUCUUCAAUUACGAGGUGAACACUCAAUUUAA